This is a messenger RNA of Penicillium salamii, 1563 nucleotides long. NCBI's taxonomy places the organism in Eukaryota, Fungi, Ascomycota, Eurotiomycetes, Eurotiales, Aspergillaceae. The record is from the annotation of a GenBank genome assembly.
AUGCAUAUCACUCCUGCGAUUUCAGUUUUGCUUUUUGGUAUUCUGCCAGAAGUUAGCUCUGCCGCAGAUACCACGAACAACUGCUGCUCUGCAUUGGAAAAAGGCGGUCUUGCCAAUCGUGUCGUCUACCCCAACAGCGGUGCUUAUGAGAAGUCCGUUGGUUCAUAUUGGGCUGAGAAUGUGCAGCUCGAUCCCAUCUGUAUUGUGCAGCCGCGCUCUGCCCGUGAUGUUUCCCUCGCUGUGUCUACGCUUACCAGCAUCGAAAACGGGGCUUGCAAGUUCGCUGUCCGCAGUGGCGGUCAUACUACGUGGGCGGGGGCGAACGAUAUCAGCAAUGGGGUUACAAUUGACCUUCAGAUGAUGAACAGUACCACAUACAACAAGAAUAAUGGAACUGCUUCUAUUCUGCCCGGAGCUCGCUGGCAGUCUGUCUACAAGGCCCUUGUUCCUUACGAUGUGACCGUGCCAGGUGGUCGUGGUGGCCCUGUGGGCGUGGGUGGUUUUUUGAUUGGAGGCGGAAACACCUUUCACACAGCGCGCGUCGGAUUCGGUUGCGACAAUGUCGAAAACUUCGAGGUGGUCUUGGCCAGCGGAGAUAUCAUCAAUGCGAACAAGGGAAGCCAUGCAGAUCUCUACAAGGCUCUGAAGGGGGGAUCAAUCAACUACGGUGUUGUCACAAAGUAUGAAAUGAAGACAAUUCCAGGUGACAAGCUUUGGGGCGGUCUUGUCGUAUAUGCCAACAGCACUACCUCACAGCAACUUUCCGCCGCUCAUCACUUCAUCAACAACAUCCACAAAGACCACUACGCAUCAUGGAUUGGUAUGUGGGAGUAUUCAGCCCAGACUGACACAAACGUCAUUGCACAUGCUCUGGAAUACACGAAGCCGGUUGCGUACCCGAAAGCCUUGCAAAACUUCACUAGUAUUCCGAACACCACCGACACGAUGCGCUUUGCCAACAUGUACAACUUGACUCAAGAGCUAGUACAAGCAUCUGGCUAUCGUGAUGUUUUUACCACCGGUACCUUCGGCAACGAUCUCAAAGUCCUCGAACAAACUGUCAAGAUUCACAACAGUGUGAUCGAGAAAGCCAAGGCGGCCGCCAAGAGCAAAGACUGGACUGUUGAUACCAUCAUUCAGCCUUGGCCCACUCUGUUCGCUGAACAUAGUCAGAAGCGCGGUGGCAAUGUUCUCGGCCUUGAGCGAUUUGAUGAAAACCUUUUCCGUGAGUCUUAUAGCUCUUUCUUCUCACCUCUCUCUUCUUCUUCUGACACAAAGACAGAGGUUCUAUUUGAUUACUCGUGGAAAAAUGCAGCUGAUGACGACCUUUUCAACGAACUGGCUCGGUCUGCACUCAAGGAAUUGACAGCAUACUCAAAGUCAAUUGGGGCCGACAAUGAGUACAUCUACCUUAACUACGCAGACGGCAGCCAAAACCCACUUGCCGGCUAUGGUCCCAAGAACGUGGAGUACAUUCGCCGCAUCGCGAAAAAAUACGAUUCUGAGGGUGUGUUCCAGACCCAGGUGCCUGGUGGAUUCAAGAUCAGUGAGGUUUGUGAGUGA